This is a messenger RNA of Fusarium redolens, 690 nucleotides long. Its product is annotated as FAD dependent oxidoreductase. Gene Ontology annotation, cellular component: cytoplasm. Gene Ontology annotation, molecular function: oxidoreductase activity. NCBI's taxonomy places the organism in Eukaryota, Fungi, Ascomycota, Sordariomycetes, Hypocreales, Nectriaceae. The transcript is spliced from 2 exons. The annotation marks the transcript as partial. The record is from RefSeq and is a predicted model, not a curated record.
AGAGGGGUGAUCAAGGCCAAACAAGUCGUCAUGACUACAAAUGCCUAUACUGCCGCUCUUCUUCCCGAGUAUGAGGGCAAGAUCGUCCCGUACCGAGCGAUUUGCAGCCGAAUUACGGCCCCCGGAAGGCCGCCAUUACUAAAUAACUCCUAUACCUUGCGCUUCAAUGACUGGGAUUUUGACUAUCUGGUCCCAAGGCCAGAUGGAAGCAUCAUCGUUGGGGUUGCCCGCCAGGCAUAUAUCAGGCAUCUGGAAGACUGGUAUGGAAAUACUAAUGAUAGGGAAUUAAUUGAGAGAGCACGAUAUUACUUUAAUGGAUAUAUGCAAAGGCAUUUUCACGGCUGGGAAAACAGUGGCGCUCGUGUUGAUGAUAUCUGGACGGGACCUCUGCCACCUACCUGGCUAACCACAUUUACAGUAAUGGGUUAUUCUUCUGACCGUAUUCCCCGUGUUGGCCCCAUUCCUGGCCGUCCCGGAAUGUUUAUUAUGGGUGGGUUUACAGGUCAUGGCAUGCCCCAAGUAUUUCUCUGCGCAAAGGGACUGGCCGACAUCGUGCUUCACAACGCAAGAUUUGAGGCAACGGGUAUUCUAAGAAUAUUUGAAGAGUCAAAGACACGCCUACAAGAUAAGAGGGAUCGGAUUCUGCAAAUGUACAAGGAACCGCUGGAAAGGUUUGAAUCCAGACUCUGA